CAUGCCCAGUGGUAGGUUGCCGCCUGUUGCCCGAAGCCCCUGCCCAGUGGUAGGUUGCCGCCUGUUGCCCGAAGGAUGCCCAGUGGUAGGUUGCCGCCUGUUGCCCAAGGCCCCUGCCCAGUGGUAGGUUGCCGCCUGUUGCCCAAGGCCCCUGCCCAGUGGUAGGUUGCCGCCUGUUGCCCAAGGGGUGCCCAGUGGUAGGUUGCGCAUGUUGCCCGAAGUUGCUGUCAUGUUGCCGAGGCCCCUGCCCAGUGGUAGGUUGCCACCUGUUGCCCGAGUCUCCAAUCCACUG
Staurois parvus is the source of this 292-nucleotide messenger RNA. The record is from the annotation of a GenBank genome assembly. NCBI's taxonomy places the organism in Eukaryota, Metazoa, Chordata, Amphibia, Anura, Ranidae.